UAUCUCUGGCUGCAGCCACAGGUUGAUCACCUGUUUCUCUCAGCGCUGUGGGAACGCACGAGCUCCACGCAGCAGCAGCCAGCCGUGGCGGUCGGGCGCGCGCCUCCAUACCAACACAUUCAUCCAGAGCACAAAGGAAUGGAACUGGCUCCGCGACUUACCUAAGCUCCGCCCCUCGCUGCGCUCAGGUGGGGACCACGAGCGGCGGAGCAGAGCCUUCAGACGCCACGUCAACCACAACAAACAAACUCGGACUCAAGCAGUAGUUUCCGGUCGCUGCCGGGCUCACACCAUGCUGGACCCGUCAUCCAGCGACGACACAGGCGGGGAGUCCGACCAAGAAGUUGUCCGGGAGCCUCGGAGAACACCUGCCGCUUCCUCGGUCACGGAGAAGCGGGGACACAGCGGCCGUUCGGGCAGACAGCAGCUGCAGCUUCCCACCCCUGGAGCCGCAGCCCCCGGCAAAGGAGCGAAGAAGAGCCAUGAGGAGGAGGAGGAGGAGGAGGAGGAGUGGAAGGAGCGCGAGCGUUUUCAGAAGGAGGAAGAGGAGAGGAAAAUGAACCUGCAGAUUUACGUGUUCGUUCUGCGGUGCAUCGCCUACCCGUUCAACGCCAAGCAGCCCACUGACAUGACCCGGAGGCAGCAAAAGGUGAACAAGCAGCAGCUGCAGACUGUGAAGGAGCGUUUCUUGGCCUUCCUGAAUGGAGAAACUCAGAUUGUGGCUGAUGAAGCCUUCUGUAAUGCUGUAAGAAGCUACUAUGAGGCCUUCAGAAUAAAAGUAAACAACCUAUAG
Molecule: messenger RNA, 793 nt
Organism: Austrofundulus limnaeus
Lineage: Eukaryota; Metazoa; Chordata; Actinopteri; Cyprinodontiformes; Rivulidae
Product: calcium-dependent secretion activator 1
Exons: 3
Coding region: 293-793 (166 amino acids)
Biological process (GO): dense core granule exocytosis; synaptic vesicle exocytosis; positive regulation of exocytosis
Cellular component (GO): glutamatergic synapse
Source: RefSeq, a predicted model, not a curated record